AUUGAUGUAGCUGUAGAUAGUGCACUACAAUUUCCUAAAAAGUCUUCUCACUCUCAUAGGACUGCUCUACAUCUGGCCUCUGCCAAUGGGAAUUCAGAAAUAGUAAAACUCCUGCUGGACAGACGAUGUCAACUUGAUGUCCUUGACAACAAAAAGAGGACAGCUCUGAUCAAGGCUGUACAAUGCCAAGAAGAUGAAUGUGCAUUAAUGUUGCUGGAACAUGGCACUGAUCCAAAUAUUCCAGAUGAGUAUGGAAAUACUGCUCUACACUAUGCUAUCUACAAUGAAGAUAAAUUAAUGGCAAAAGCACUGCUCUUAUAUGGUGCUGAUAUUGAAUCAAAAAAUAAGCAUGGCCUCACACCACUUUUGCUUGGCGUACGUGGACAAAAACAGCUAGUGGUGAAAUUUUUAAUCAAGAAAAAAGCUAAUUUAAAUGCACGUGACAGAUGUGGAAGAAAUGCUCUCAUACUUGCUGUACGUUGUGGAUCAGCAAGUAUAGUCAGCCUUCUACUCGAGCAAAAUAUUGAUGUCUCUUCUAAAGAUCUAUCUGGACAGAUGGCCAGAGACUAUGCUGUUUCUAGUCAUCAUAAUGUAAUUUGCCAAUUACUUUCUGACUACAAAGAAAAACAGAUGCUAACAAUCUCUUCUGAAAACAGCAAUCCAGAACAAGACUUAAAGCUGACAUCAGAGGAAGAGUCACAAAGGCUUAAAGGCAGUGAAAAUAGCCAGCCAGAGGAAAUAUCUCAAGAACAAGAAAUAAACAAGGAUUGUGAUAGAGAGGUUGAAGAAGUAAUGAAGAAGCACGGAAGUAAUCAUGUGAGAUUACCAGAAAACCUGACUAAUGAUGCCACUGCUGGCAAUGGUGAUGAUGGAUUAAAUCCACAAAGCAAGAGCAGAACACCGGAAAGUCAGCAAUUUCCUGACACUGAGAAUGAAGAGUAUCACAGUGAUGAACAAAAUGAUACCCAGAAGCAAGUUUUGGAAGAACAGAUCGCUGGAAUGUCACAAGAAGAGAUUCUGACUAAUAAACAAGAGCAGAUGGAAGUGGCUGAAAAGGAAAUGAAUUCUGAGGUGUCUCUUAGCCAUAAGCAAGAAAAAGAUCUCUUGCAUGAAAAUUGCAUGUUGCAGGAAGAAAUUGCCAUGCUGAGACUGGAAGUAGACAAAAUAAAACAGCAGAGCCAGCUAAGGGAAAGGAAACUUUUGGAGGAAAUUGAAAGUGUGAAAGCAAAGAAUGAUAAACUUCUAAAGGCUGUAAAAUUGAGGGAGGAAACAAUAACAAAAAUUAAUAUUUAAGUACAGUGGACAGCUUAGCAUUUUGACAACUGAGAAAAAUGAUAAACUUCUAAAGGCUGUAAAAUUGAAUGAGGAAGCAUUAGCAAAAAUCAGUAUUUCAGUAGAGUGGACAGCUUAGCAUUUUGACCACUGAGAAUGCUCAGUUCUGAACUGCAGAAUGUAAGACACAGCUAGGAAACACUGGAAAUGGAAAUCCUAUCAUGUCGUUUUAGACUGACUGCUGCUCUACCUGACUGUGAUCAAUGUCAGAUAGAUGAAAGAGACUUCUUUCCAGAGAACAAACAUGAACAAGUUUAUUUACAGGAGAAAAUGAAUUCUCAUAUAUCUAA
This is a messenger RNA of Macaca mulatta (Rhesus monkey), 1622 nucleotides long. Its product is annotated as POTE ankyrin domain family member G-like. The record is from RefSeq and is a predicted model, not a curated record. Lineage: Eukaryota; Metazoa; Chordata; Mammalia; Primates; Cercopithecidae. Gene Ontology annotation, molecular function: protein binding.